UUUGAUCGUAGCAACACAAUUUCCAAGGGAAAACUUCAUAAAAAACCCCCAAACUAACGAUUUGUUUUCUUUUAAUUAGAAUAAGUUUUCUUAAAUCUCCGCCAUAAUUUGACAAGACAAACGGCACCGCCAACCCUGGUCACACUAAUCCCAUAACCCUGGUCUUUGUUUUUUUUGUAAAGAGUGAAAUUGUUGCAAGUCAAACACAACAAUAACAAAAGGCUUUAAAAACGCCUAUUAAAUCGCAAAGUAAUCUCAAAACAAACCGCGAGGAAGACUGCAACUGGUUGAACAAAUGGCCACCGCCGCCUCCACAUCGCAGCAUGCGUCCACCGCAACGAUGAUGGCCGGCUCUGGAGCGGUAUCGGGCUCCCUGGCUACCACCUCUUCCACCUCAUCGUCCGCCCCAAGUAGCACGCCGAGCAGCUCCGCGGUGCGAGCCCUGGCCAUGGAGUACAAGUCGCUCCAGGAGGAGCCGGUGGAGGGAUUCCGCGUCAAGUUGAUCAAUGACGACAACCUAUUCGAGUGGGAGGUGGCCAUAUUUGGCCCACCAGACACUCUCUACCAGGGCGGCUACUUCAAGGCGCACAUGAAGUUCCCCCACGACUAUCCCUACUCACCGCCAUCCAUCCGCUUCCUAACGAAGGUCUGGCAUCCGAAUGUCUACGAGAAUGGGGAUCUGUGCAUAUCCAUAUUGCAUCCGCCGGUGGAUGAUCCGCAGAGCGGUGAGCUGCCCUGCGAGCGCUGGAAUCCCACGCAGAAUGUGCGCACCAUCCUGCUGUCGGUUAUAUCGCUACUCAACGAGCCCAACACAUUUUCGCCGGCAAAUGUGGAUGCGUCGGUCAUGUAUCGUCGGUGGCGAGAUUCACAGGGCCAGGAUAAUGAGUAUCCAAACAUCAUACGCAAACAGGCCCUGGCUGCCAAUGCCGAGGCCAAGCGUGAGGGCAUUGUGGUGCCCAUGACCUUGGAGGAUUAUUGCCUGAAGCCCACGCGCAAGCCCGCAACAGAUUCUGGCCUGGAUGCCAACUUUUAUGAUGAUGAUUUCGAUCUGGAGACGGAGGACGAUCUGCCCACAGACGACGAUGAUGAUGAUUUCGAUGAGGAUGAUGACGAUGACGAGGAUGAUGAGGAGGAAGACGACGAUGAGGAUAGUGCCACGGCUUCGAUAAGCAAAAAUAAGUGCAAGAACAAGAAUAACAACAACGGUCUGCUGGGCAGGGAGGCGGCCGACGCCGAGUCGGCUGAUGAUAGCGGCAAGGGCGAGACCACAUAAUGCAGCCAAGACGAGAUCCGAUCAUCAUUUCUUCUUCCUCCUUCUCCUCCCACAAAACCUGCCUUUUCAUUUCUCCAACAUUAUUAUUAUUAUUAUGAUUAAUGCUAAUUAUACAUGUUUAAACAACUAAAAACCGAACAACUGAGAAAUCGAAUUAUUUACCAAUGUAGUUUCUACGGCAAUAGUUUUGUUUGUUUUUCUGGAGGGUAGAUAUGCUAUGGUUCCAAUCUUUUAAACAAUUUUAUGUCGUAUAAGCUAAAAGCAAUUAAUAGAGUUCAGGGACUUGUCCGUUUCCCCUUUUUACGCAGCUAAUAAUGAAAUAGAAACUGAUUAACCAUAUACAUGAUAUAUAUAUAUGCAGAAUAUGUACUAGGUAUAAAUUAAUAUUAAAAGAAUAUACUAUAUAUGACACCCAUUUAUAUGAGCGAAAAAACACUACAAAAUCCUAUCGUUCGCGCUGAGAGAAGUUCAUCAUCGUUCAUCCAAAAACCCACAUAGAGAACAAUCAAUGGAUUUCAAGAAUAAAAUAUAAAAACCUAGCCAUUAAGACAUUUUUAAGUGCAAAAUUCACAAAGAGUGUAAGUUAAAGAGAAACCAAUAAUUGCAAUAUAAUUACGAAAGAACCGAGCAUUGUAUAAAACAGAACAGAGUUUGCAACAAAGAUAAAUAAGCCAAAUAAAAUUACGGAAAAACUA
Molecule: messenger RNA, 1968 nt
Organism: Drosophila kikkawai
Lineage: Eukaryota; Metazoa; Arthropoda; Insecta; Diptera; Drosophilidae
Product: ubiquitin-conjugating enzyme E2 R2
Biological process (GO): ubiquitin-dependent protein catabolic process; protein polyubiquitination
Molecular function (GO): ubiquitin conjugating enzyme activity
Source: RefSeq, a predicted model, not a curated record